AUGAAAAAGUUUUUAGUGUGUAAGAGUUUUACUAAUAAAAAGUUAUUUAAAUCCGCCUCUGUUGAUGUCAAUGUAAACCUUAAUGUUAAUGUUGGUGCUGUUGUAGGAGGAGUUGUCGGAGUUGUUGGUGGCUUAGUUGGCGGUUUAUUAGGUGGUGCUGGUGGUUGUGGUUGCAAUUAA
Molecule: messenger RNA, 180 nt
Organism: Dictyostelium purpureum
Lineage: Eukaryota; Evosea; Eumycetozoa; Dictyosteliales; Dictyosteliaceae
Exons: 2
Coding region: 1-180 (59 amino acids)
Source: RefSeq, a predicted model, not a curated record